Messenger RNA from Hibiscus syriacus, 508 nucleotides. RefSeq lists its product as uncharacterized. The record is from RefSeq and is a predicted model, not a curated record. The coding region runs from base 48 to 344 and encodes 98 amino acids. The transcript has 3 exons. NCBI's taxonomy places the organism in Eukaryota, Viridiplantae, Streptophyta, Magnoliopsida, Malvales, Malvaceae.
AAAAAAAAAAAAGAUUCGCCACUCUUUGAUCAACCCAAUUGACGACCAUGGGGAGGAGCGGUUGGAGCAGAGGAAUCGGAAACGUGAGAUCAUUCAUCGGAAACUCGAUGGGAGGUCUCCGAGGCGGCCCCAAUAUAGCCUCUUGGAUCGUCGCCGGAACUCUCGCUUAUUUCCUUUGGGUGAAACCCUCUCAAGAUCUCAAAAGACAACAACAGGAACGGGCAGCUCUCGCAGCUUCGGAUCCUUACCGAUAUAUAGAGAAACGGAAACCGAUUCCUGAUCCCCAGGAUAAUGGAUUGAUAUACGGCAACAAGAAGAAAUCUGAUAGUAAAACAGAGGAAUAAUCAAUAAUGUGCUAUAUUACCAUUUUGUAAGUUUUAUUUUUCUUCUGUAUGUUUCAUAAAGCUAUGAGAAUUGUGAUAGGAUGUUGAUUAUGUAGUAUUAAGUAUAUGAUUGUAAUAAAUCUCAUGAUAACUAAUUCAGAAUUCGCUGUACUUUGGCUCUUUCA